Molecule: messenger RNA, 16004 nt
Organism: Porites evermanni
Lineage: Eukaryota; Metazoa; Cnidaria; Anthozoa; Scleractinia; Poritidae
Source: the annotation of a GenBank genome assembly
AUUAUUCUUGUUUAUGAAGGAAAUGAAGAGGAAUCUCUUCAUGAAGGUGAUAUCAGACUGUCAUAUAAGCAAGAGAUUGCACUUGAGAUGUUUGGAGAUCCUACAGCUCCAGUUUUGGGGGCCCGAGGAAUAACUAAGUAUCAGAACCUUCUGUGGAACACACGUGUCGUCCCUUACAAUAUCUCAAGUGAAUUAGGUGAGCUGAACAACGAGAGAGAAAAAAGAAAGCUUUUUGGGGUGUUCGCAGCUUGUUUUGACACAUGCGCACGAAAAACCCUAAUUCAAUGCUAUGCAUUAAGGAAACACUAUUACUAUUAUAUACUAUUUUACCAUUAGGUUACUAUUAUAAGAUAGCAGGAGCCCAUAAUCCUGGUCGAAUUUUUGGGAAUUGAAAAUCAUGUUGUUUCGUACACUCCUCUAUUGUGUAAAAGCCAUUUCAAGCAGUUCCGAGCCAUUUCGAGCCGUUUUCAGGUGAUUGUGAUGGGUCUUCGUUUUCUUCAUUUGGGGGAAUUUCUAGAAAAAAAGGACACUAGACAAUUUCGUUGAUAACUGAAGAUCUUGUUGUUUGUUACACAUCUCAGGUCGAGAUACCCAUUCCUGGCUAUUUAUAAGUGAUUCUGAGGUGUGUCUUCGUUGUUUGGUUUUAGGUCUUAGGUCGUCGUUUUCUAGCCACCGAUAACUAACGUCUAAUCGAUUCUUGAGUCUUCACUCGUCACAGCCUCCCACUCACAGGUUCUUUUGGGUCGUGACGCAUUCCUCAGAGGAGGUUGUAAUGAAACCCUCAGAAAGUCUGAGAGGCUAGACGCUUUGCCACUUCCAACUAUUUGCAUGUUUAUUUUAGAUGAGACCCCCGCGGCUAAAAGUGUUAUUUUGAGUGCCAUGAAGGAGUGGGAGCAGAGCUCGUGUUUAAAGUUUGUAAGAAGAACAACCGAAGAAAACUACAUCGCGUUUUUCAAAGGCAAUGGGUAAAUGAAUUAUCUUCCUUUAAUUUGAAGUUUCCCUUCAACAUUGCUCCUGACAAAACAUCAAUUUUUAAGCCUCUGUCGUGUCGUAACAACAACAACAACAACAGUUUAUUUCUACUACUGUAGACAACUAAAGGAAUUUACAAGAAUAUAAUUAUAAAUAAAUAAACAGUACAUACAGUAGCAGGAAACCCAAAAUAACUAAAAAGCUAAACAAGUUGGGUGACUGUAAUUAUGAUAAUUAAAACUGAGAAAGCCAGAAAAGAGGCACAACGAAUACAUUGGUAAACAUAAAUAUCAUAACUUGGUACAAAAGUAAAUGUACAGAACAAAACAAAACAUAAAUAGAUAAAUAAAUAUAAACCAUCACUCUAUCUUUAUAAAAUCUCUACUAUCGCUAUCGUUUCGCUAUCAUCAUCGUUAUCACUACCGUUACUGUUAGCAAUUUUGUUAUCGUUAUCAAAAUAACGAUCUCAGGCUAUCUUGGACGAAAAUUUGUUAUGAACAGUGUUAAAAUGACUCCUGAGUUAUCAUGACGGUUAUUUAUAAUGUUGAAUACUAUACUUAUAAUAUGUACUUUGAGUUGUAAACAAUCUUAAUGUUCGACUUAGUGCCCUCCUUCCAGUAAUCUUGUUUAUCAUUGCCAGGUGCUGGUCAUGGGUAGGACGGCAAGGUGGAAUGCAGCAAAUUUCACUGGCUAGCGGUUGCUGGUCUCAAGGAACAGUCGUCCACGAGAUUGGUAAAGGAAUAUAACGCAUGCCACUUUAAAAACACUGCCACGCGACAAUUUUUUUUUUAAUUUUUUGACUUUUUUUAAUUUUCUUGUUUUAAAGUUUCUUUUAAUGAAUGCAAUCUGGCAUGUAGAGAGCAAGAAGACACUGGGUACGAGAUUGAUUUUAAUGUCGAGCCUAUCAACAUUCGUGAAGUUUAAAAAAAAACAAAAACAUGAUGCUGCCUCGUACCGAUGCGCGUUUAGCGACUGGCGCGAUUUUGGUUGCUACCCGCGGGGCGCCCUUCCCAGCGUCCUUUGCGUUAAACCUGAACAUUCCCAUGGUCCAUUCCGCGAUACUCCUUGGAAUUGUUUGCAGUCGCGUUUUCCAUUUUCGAAACACUUGAGUCGCCUAGGAACGAGGCAGAUCAUGAUGCAUCCAGCGGUGGAUUCAGAUCUCCAGGCUGAAGGGGGAGGUGGUGGACGUACUCUGCAAAAUUUUGUUCGGGGAGGCUCCGAUCCGAGUUCCAAUCACUUACUAAGUAACGCAUUUAUUAAUAUGUCUUUUUUACAGAAAAAGUACUCCUUCCGCAUACCUUUCACAUACUACUUGUAGUUUAAGAUUUAAAACGCUGCUUCUCUUUUGACCGCUGUAAAUGCACCGCGCGUCUUUUAAAUGUGAACAAAUCACUUAACCAGAAACUUUUGUUAUCUUUUUAUACAGCCACAAAUGCGCCUUUUACGUCAUUUCACAGACCGCAAUGAUUGAUUGCCAUACCCUUUCUUAUACCUCAAAUAGUGAAACCUUUACCCUUUAAUAUACCAUGUAUACAUAAGCGUAAAGAAGGGACCCGACUCCCCGUUUAGGACUAACCCUCCCCUGGGAUCUUCAAGUAGGUGGGGCCCUGCUCAUCCUGGCGCGAUGAAAAUAGGGGAAAGUUCUCUCAAAAAUAACUUUUAUGUACCCCGCAGCCUUUAGUUUUGCCUACAAUUAAGGUGGUUAGGGCCGGGUUACCCUCUCUUCAGUUCAUCCGGUCUUGGGAUCAUAUUCAGUAGGUUUUAAAGAAAACACAGAUAUCGGCUCAAGUUCUAUCGUGAAGCAAGUAAAUAGUCUAAAGUAACCUAUUCUUAUUUCCUUAAGAUAAAACAAACCGAAAUCUUAUUCUUGAGAACAAAAACAUGUUAUUCAUGUAUACACAAUCUGCACCCUUUCGUUAAAUGAUGGAAGCAGUCGACUAAGACGCAUUUUUUAAAGUCAUUUUUCAUGAAUACUAUCGUAUCUAUCAUUUCAUCAUUUAUUUGUUGUUAUAAUAUUUUGCAGGUCAUGCUAUGGGAUUUUGGCAUGAACAGAGUAGACCUGAUAGAGAUGAGCACGUGGAAAUAAUAUGGGAAAAUAUAGAAGAAGGUUAUUUAAAGAAUCUAAUCAUGAUUCAAUGUUAAAAGGAAAAUAUUAAAAGUUUAUCAUGUUUCGUCACCACCACCACCACCAUCAUUAUUAUCAUCAUCGUCAUCGUCAUCGUCAUUGUCAUCGUCAUCGUCAUCGUCAACGUCAUUGUCAUCGUCAUCGUCAUCGUCAUCGUCAUCGUCAUCGUUAUCGUCAUCGUCAUCGUCAUCGUCAUCGUCAACGUCAUCGUCAUCGUCAUCGUCAUCGUUAUCGUCAUCGUCAUCGUCAUCGUCAUCGUCAUAUACAUUCCCCAAAAGUAAUGAUAGCAACAUUUCAGGUUAAAACACCGUAGUUUUCAAUUGAAUUUUUGUCCUUAAUAUUGCCAGGCGGUUUUUUACAUGAGGAAACUUUCAAAGUUUGAUUUUAAGUGACGCGACACGAGGAAACAUGUCUUUUUCAAAAACGUAGUGUUCCGCACGUUUUUGCUUUUUGUUCCUUUAAUUGCUUUAGGAACAACCUAGGAACGCACAAUAUAGGAACUUUAUUUGCACAAUAGGAACAACGGUCGGCAAAUUUCGGAACAAUCUGGUCCGUUAGCAGCAAAUUGGAACACAAAGUUCCUUUUCAUUUCAGUCAGAAGGAACAACUGGUUCCUCUUUGCUCUUUUCAGGAACAAAAGGCCCUCUUUCAACAGUUCCGAUUUCCCUUCAUGUUCCUUUCGAAGUGAUUGGGGAACAAAUGUUCCCAAUCUAAUUUCUCACUCUACACAGUAAGGAACAAAUUGUUCCUAUUUACUGGCAUAUCCACUGCUGUUCGGAACGCCUUGUUCCCUUUCGGUUCAAAUUGUUCCUAUUCAUGCCCAACAGGAACGGAAUUGUUCCUAAUCGAGGUGGUUUUUUGUUCCUCAAAAUGAGUGUUAUGUUCCGCGUAUAAAUGGGAACAGGUUCCGAAUUUGUGACAAAGGAACUAGCGUUCCAUUUUGCGCAAAGAGUAAAAAGGAAUAGGGAACAAUAGUUCCUAUUUAUCGUAGGCUAUCUGAAACUACUGUCCAUCACCUCGGCUAUACAAAUUUAUCAAAACAUAUAUCCUUCAACAAUCAAGUUAAGUACGAGACUUGCCCGCUACAUGUUCAAUCGCGUUCGGGCUUGCCCGCGCAAGUUCAGGCUUGUGUCUUUAUUCCUUUUGAUUAAUUGUGUACCAAAUACGGACAAGAAAACAAUGGGGCAAGGGGCAAGAAUGACCAAGUGUGGGCAGAGAUGGGCUAACAAAUAUCUCAUUGGCGAGUAGGAUGAUCUCUUGGGGACCCUUUUGCUAGUAUAAGUGCGUGCAUACUUUAGAACGAUAUCGAUUUCAAGCUAAUCCUUAAGAUGAACAAACGAGUCAAGGAUGUCAACUGGUCAAAGUUAGCAAAUGCUUCGCCUAAACCAAAGAGACUUCACUUAGAAGAGGAUGAUUGUGAUGGUCUUUUUCACUGCCCAGUGCAAAUUUGUAACCACGAUGGAUUCACUACGCAAAGAGGCUGUAGAAAACACGUAAAGAACAAGCACAGUUGGUACUAUUACUUCGACGAGAAGCCAAACAGUGCUCAAAUGGAAUCGUUUCAUAAUCAAUCCAAGAAAAUUGAAGCCAACGAUCGGACGAUUCCACGUGCAACGAGAGCAAUUGCCUCAUUCGACUUGAAAAACAACAUUGCUAAGAGUUUUUUCUCAUGGCUAACUGGCAGCGGCGGGGGUUGUAAAAGCGAUCGACAAGCACAGCAAAUUGUCAGCAGGUGUUUAAAGUUUCUCAAAUUCUGUUGCGAAGACGAAGAGGAACUCACAUUUGGUAUUGUUGAUUUUAGCCUAUGUUCACCGAAUCUCCUAUUUAAAUUCGUUGAUACGAUGCAGGAUGAGUGGAAACUCGGACACGCGGGACGCAUAGGCUACUUGGACGCCAUUGCAGAAUUAGCGGAUUUCAGAAAAGUAAAUGGCGCAUCAGAAACAGUAUGGAGAGGCCUGUCCACAGCAGAAAUGUACUUAAAAAGGGUGCGAAAAACCGUCUCAAAGAUGAUGAGGUUGCAAUGGACCAGCGAACUCGAUAUUGACGCUUUAGAAGCCAAGGGGCACUGGGCCACCAUGGAAGAGCUUUUAGAGGUGGUGGGGCGUUACUUGCCGCGCUACGAGAGCGUGCUUAAAACAUGCAGGGAUAAACCAGAUACUGUUUCGCCACUGGAAUUAUCGUUUGCUACCAAAUUUCUGGCCGUCUAUUUGUUUAUCAAGGUUAAAGGCUCACGUCCGAUGACAUACCAAUAUCUAACCAUAGAAAUGGUCGACAAAGCUAAGACUAACGGUGGAUUCAUAGACCAAAAACAAUUCAAGACAGCUGGAAAGUAUGGUUUUGAUUCGCUUUUCCUGACAGACACCAGUAUGCAAGUCCUGGAAGGCUACAUCAACCACAUUCGCCCACUUCUCAAGCCUAAUUGUGAUUAUGUUUUAGUCACGAGAAAUGGUCGACAGCAUAACAAGCUAGGAGAAGCAAUGAGUAAAUUGGUGUUCGAUGCAACAGGCAAGUAUGUUCACCCAACUCGCUACCGCCAAAUAGUGGAGACGGCAAGCUCUAGAACUCUUAGCAGCAGCGCGCAAGAUGCGAUCUCCGAGGACCAGAAACACAGCUCUGUUGUGGCAAGAGUUCACUAUCAAAAACGGCGAUCUCGCGAAGUCGCCAGCAAAGCGCAUGCAUUUUUGGAAAGACUACAGGGCGAGAGGGGAUCAGAGCUAGAGAUGGACGUACGCUCCAGGCUUUCUGAGAAUUCAAGUUCUUCACAAGAACAAGAUGUUGGCAAAACCGAUACGUCUUCUAAUGACGAAGAAGACGUAAUUACAGAUACAACACGCGAGCCUUUAGUAGGAGUGCCAAAAUUGAGGCGCGAAAAUGCGUUCAGAGUGACCGAAACAAGCACGCGACGAAAGAGUUUAAUGUUCACCCCCGAGGAAGACAAAUUUCUCAAAGCUGGACUUAAACGGUAUGGAUUUGGGCAAUGGAAAGCGAUUCUAACAGACCCCGACUUUCAGUUCCAAAAGGGAAGAACGGCUAACUCUCUUCUGAGCCGAGCCGCUAGAAGAUUUGGAUCAUAUUCAAAAUCGACGGAGCGUUGACAAGGUCCUACUUAACGAACGAACUCAAGGGCAUGUAGCUAUCUUAAAUUCUUGAACUCAAAUAAAUGAAUUAUUGCAAACUUUAGCCCUACGUAAAAUGCGAAAACAAAUAUAGAAAGAGGAGAUAAUGUAAGCUAAAUCCAUAACGUCAAUAUUUAUUUAAUGACUGAAUUCCUCGGCAUGACCAUGCCAUCAUGGUAUUUGAAACUGACAACAAAGCAUUAAUAAUACAAGUGUUCCGGGCGUAAAGGCCUUCAAAUUAGUUUAACUUAGUAUAUCUUAAAUUGCAUGUCGGGCACCUAAGUUGAUCCUACUUUUUUACACGUUUCUGCGAACUGAAAAAGCUAGUCACCCGCUUCUGUCCCUCGGUUGUUUGGCUUCUCGAGAGUUUUGCUCGCUUCGAAGGUCUGUUGUCAGGUGAGGGUACUCGCCUCAGUAAUGGUGAAGAGCCUGUGCAAAUGCUUUCAUCAAAUGAGGGCUCGUAACAAGGUGUCUUCGGUGUAAUGAACAUGUCCUCGCUCUCCGAUUCGACGACCUCCUGGCUCGUAGGUGGAGUAAACAUCGUCUGGUGCGUGUCCUCAGGCGGGUCGUAAGAUGGUGUCUUUGGCGUAUUACCAUCGUCGUUUGCAGCCGUUGGUCUAGACAUGUUUUGGUUGCUACCUUCGACGAUAACCGGUAAGGGUGAGUACACAUCUCUGACGGAACUCGCGUACCUAGGAUCCACUAAUCCACGUUUCACACAGAUUUCUUUCCUUUUUUCCACGGCCAUCUGCAGGCGAAGGGUACCUUGUUUUUCGUGAAAUGCGCGGAGUUUCUCACAAUCAAUCUCCAAAAGACUCGUCAGCGUUGCACUCAUGUCGGGGUCUGUGCCUCUCUCUAAACGCAUAUUGUUCUCAGCCAUUUCUUUUUCUAUUUCUAACAGCCACGGAUUAGAGAAUGCUUUUUUAACUUUCUCCUGUUCAUCUCUUUCCCUUUGCUUUUCGAGACGUUCUGCCCUAUCAUUCAAGGCCUGUUGUUCUCUGCGGGCGAGGUCGGUUGGUAGUGGCUCGUCGGGAUGCGUAAUCAGUCGAUCUGCCUGCGAUUUGCUGGUCACUCCCAAAUUUACUAGAUAUCGUCGUCGUCCGGCGAUUUGACGAUCUUGGAUGGCUUUGUGCUCUGUUUGAGCGUUUCGCAGGAGCAUGCUCAGCUGUCUGUGCCGAAACCCACCCGGCAUCGCCUUUUCGAGCUCAUGGCGAAGCUUGUUUAUGUGGUUGUUAUCUUCAUUUUCAUCGGAACUGUCGCUUUCGGCUUCACUCUCCUCUUCAUCCGUGAGUGAGAUUUCACCGCCCUCCGUGUUGCACUCGGGGGCGUUCUCGUCCAGUAGGGAAACGGACAAAAUUCUCUGAAUGUCUUCACUUUCUAAACCGUCCUCACGAUCUCCUAAAGUCCUUCCAGUCUGUGCGGUAGUGGAGUUUGUAGCAACCAUCUUUUGGGCCCAUACGAUGCAGCCCAUUGCAUGUUCUCGCAGCCACUGGUUGGCCUCCGGGUUAACUUGCGGCAAGCUUCUGAAGAAGUACUUGUGAAGUCUUCGGUUCAUCGCGUCAUUGUGGGCCUCGCCAAAGUCCAUCUCUUGUUGGCAUGUAAUGUACAUACUUGCACGGCAGUGGAACCCCUGGGCCUUCUUCCAUUUUACAUCGUGGGAUGUAAAACCGCCUUGACAAAUUAUCUUCCAGUCAUCGAUGUCGAGCAGGUUGUUGUAUGCCUCGUCGAGAAAGAUAACUUCCGUGGAGCUGUCAAUCAUCGACUUGUUAAAGCUCUUCUGUUUGGUCACGCGAGCAAUUCGGCUUAACGGCACAAUUUGAAACACUGGGCUGAACAGGCUCGUUUUGCCGCUGUCAGAAGCUCCGAUGGCACAUGGCACAGGUCGCUUAUGUUCUUUAUCUCUGAAUAGCGCGAGGAAAUCAGCGCAAAACUGUUGUAUUUGCCCUUCAGGUAGGCUAUUGGUUAGAAUUUGCUCGAAGUAUUUAGGAUCGGGCUCUUGGAGGCUGUCAUAGUGGACAUACGCUCUUGGUGAUGUGAUACCUCGCUGUAGAAAACAGAAAAAAAAAGAACUGUUAAAACAUACAAACAUGUAAUAAAUAGGUAAAACAAGUAGAAACCUUUACCCGCCAACCAACUUGGAGUAGUCCUAGAUUAGGUAACUCGAAACUGAAUAGCACUUGAUUUGACAUAUUCCAAGGUUAAUUAUGUUGUAUAGUAAUAGAAAAACGACUUUUCUAUUGAACAGAUACAUUGUCAUUUUAGCCAGCAGAUAAAUUGUAGCCAAGGAAAUUGUGAUAACGGAAUUAAAACAACCUUUACUGAUGAAAACGUAUGCUCUCACCUCUGAUUCUGGGAUCACUCCUUGUACAAAAGCUCCUUCAGAGAAAGACCAAAACCAGCCAUUCUGCACUUCAACCAAGUUUCGAUCUAUGUUAAGUUGGCCAAUCAGGGAACUUUCUGGCUCACUCAGAAGUGGUAGAACUCGUUGAAAAUGUUGGACAAGCCUGUCUUUGAAGCACUCGUUCCCCAUAAGAUUUAACAGAAAUGACUUCAUGGAGCAAAGGAACUUGAAAGUAAACUGUGAUUCUGCAACUUUCUUGUACACAUCUCCCCGGUAGACACUAAACUGAAGCUUUUUCAUUGCGGCAUGGAUGUCGUUACAAAGAACUGUUAGUGGGCAAGACAAUGGCUUAUGUGGUGUACACGGUAUUUCUACGCCCGGGGUGCUGCUUUCGUUUUCAUGGAGACCAAAACAAUCGAUUUUCAAACCAGCGCGGCGCAAUUCUCGGAUAGAUGUAGUCAUCAUCGGUUUGAAUUCUUCCCUAAGCACUCGCACACGAACCACAUUUUCUGUCGACAACAUUUCUUGAGACUGUUCUUCAUCACUAAUAUCUAUUUCGUCUUGAAGGGCGCUGUCAAUAAAGAAUAAAAAACAGACAAGUUUACUAUCUCAGAAUAAAUUUUUGAGUAGUGCAUCAAAGUUUGAAUUAACGCUCUUUUUCGUGUUGAAAUUCCCAGAUGGUCUAAAUCGCACUUAAUUAGCCACUUGCACCCUUGGAUAUUGUUAGUUAUUUGAGUCAAGACAGUUAAUUAGAGAUAUUGCUUGACAAGGAGAAGAUGGCAACAAUAAGGGUGGACUUCUAGGUGUUGAUUUCUUUGGUCAACUAUAGCCUUUACUAUAACAGUUUUGCAUUGAGUAUACUAACCUGAGACAAUGCUGAUAAGAAGCCUCCACAAAAUUCAUCAGGCAAGGAUUCUUGUGAUCUUUUAAAACUUGGCAGAGUUGGUUUAAGUCGUGAGAAUGAGCACGUUGAAUUUUCAUGGGAUUAACGGCUGAACCAUUUUGAGUUUGGCAAGCCACCCAAUACGAAAUUGCUGGGAAAACUUGCUUUCCAGGCGUUGAAAUUUGAGAGGGGUUUAUGGCAGAUUCUUCGUUAGACUCGUCGAUUUCUCGUCCUUCAUCUGAUGUUGUUGAUUUUUUCUUUUUGCUGUCAAGCUUUGAGGUGCUUAUUGCCGAAAAGAAAAAGCAAACCUCGCUCAGUUUCGACAAUUCCAAAUCACAUUCAUCUCGCUUUUCACAGAUCCAAUUCCAGGCUUGUUGAAUUUCUUCAUCGCUUACUCUCCAAACACACUUAAAUGCUACAACAGAACACGUUUUCUCAAUUGCUGCUACUAUGUGACACUCCACUUUAUCUCUUAUAACUUUGCUGUUUAGCUGCGAACAAGGCUUGCUCAUCUUGACUAGCCAACGAAGUCGAGUAAAAGCGUUUUUUCAAGGCCUCUUGGCCAUGUUAUAUCUAGCACAAUACUUAGGGGAAUAGAACAAGUCUGUGCCAUUGGCUGGAUUAGCUGACUGAAAGUGCGAGCAUAAAUUAACCUCAGUCUGACUAAAUUAUUCAGUCCAAAUACGCCUCACACGCGAUAACCGGUAUUCCCUUCACACACGAAAAACAUUAGCAAACUACCUGUGGAACUAAAUCUUAACGGUACUUGUUAAAAUUAUUCUUGCUUUUGGUGCCUAAAAAGAGAUAAGCGGAAACCAAGGGUAUGAUCUGAAGACAAAAAACAAGGAUCUUGAAAUCAGUAUCAGAUGUUAAAGUGUACAGCGAUUUAAGCGUAAACUACGGAUAUGGUCUGAAUAUUAAUAUCAAGGAUCUUGAAAUUGCUUUUUAAUGUUAAAGUGUACAGCGAGAUAAGCGUAAACUACGGAUAUGGUCUGAAUAUUAAUAUCAAGGAUCUUGAAAUUGCUUUUUAAUGUUAAAGUGUUUAGCGAGUUAAGCGUAAACUACGGGUUUGGUCUGAAUUUAAUUAACAACAAAAACAAGAAUAAUAUAAAAUAAUAAUAAAUAAUAAUAAUAAUUAUAAUAAUUUAUUUUAUUAUUAUUAUUAUUUUAUUUAUAAUUAUUAUUUUUUAGAUUUUCAUUUUCUUUUUUUUUUUUAAUUAAGUUAAUUAAUUCAGUCCAUCCCCGUAUAUCACGCUUAUCUCGCUGUACACUUUGACAUCAAAAAGCAAUUUCGGGAUCCUUGUUGAUAGUAUUCAGACCAUACCCGCAGUUUACGGUUAAAUCACUGUACCCUUCAACAUCAGAUACUGAUUUCAAGAUGCAUGCUAUUAGUAUUCAGGCCAUACCCGUUGUUUACGUUUAUAUCGCUUUUCACUGUAACAUCAGUAAGCAAUUUCUUGACCUGUCUCUUUAGUAUUCAGGCUAUUCCCGUGUUUUUCGCUUAUCCUGCAAUAAACUCUGGGAUCGAAGAAGUCUUCAGUAACCCAUGCUUCUCACUUUUCCGAUGCAAACAAUGCAACAAAUAGAAGUAUUAGUCUAGCAGCAGUAGUAGUAGUAGUAGUAGUAGUAGUAGUUGUUGUUGUUGUUGUUGUUGCCGUUGUUGUUGUUACUCUUAAUUUGUCGCAAAAUCAUUGGAAAAAUGAGAGAAAUUGGUAGUGUGGGAAUUUCUCUUGUUAGACCAAGUGAAUAGCGUGUUUAGCGUGAACAGCGUGUUUGCUUUUCCUAGGCUUCUUUUACUUUAAGGAGGGAAAGAGAAAAGGGAACUAAAAUUUUGGGGAAUGAUCAUUACCAUCCUCCUCAUGAUCGUCGUCAUCAUCAUAAUUAACAUCAUUAUUAUAAAUUUUUCUCUCUCACACUUUUGAUCUAUUUUGGUAAUAGAUGUUUCUACUGUCUGAGGCUCUCGUUCUCACGCGAUUGUUAUUUGCUAUUUGCGAGAUGUGAACUGGGAAUAACCUUAAAAUUUAUGUCAUUAGCCAACUACAAUAAGAAUAACUUAGGUUAUUAAUUGAUUAAAACAUUAAAUUAUUUAUUUUUAAAAGGAAAAGUGCAUAACUUUCGGAAGUACAACGUGUCACAAAUUGAUUCAUUGGGGAUCCCGUAUGACUACAUUUCUGUCAUGCACUACUCUCCCACGGCGUUUGGUAUCAAUGGUUCCACAACAAUCAAAGCCAAGAACUCUUCUGUCAUUCAGCUUGGUCAGCGGAUAGGACUCAGCCCCAAGGACGUUACGCAGGCGGACUUGUUGUAUCGGCGUAACGGUGAGAAACAAUUAAGAAAACCACGUAAAUGCAAACUUUAAAGUUAUGUUAAUACCCGUGACUUACAUGAAGUCCUUUCUUAAUGAUGUAUUUUUGUAUUUAUGCUGAUUUAUAGAGAAUGGUUUAGAGUUUUGGAAUCAGGUCCAUUUGCACGAUGGCGUCAUUUUACUACCAGGGACAGAAUAAUUGAGGGUUUUGUUUUCUUGUGCAAAUUACGGCUUUUGUUAUUUAAACCUUACUGAGAUGACCAAAUUUAAAUACGAAAGAAAAACGAAGUAAAUUUUGGUCUUAGUAGUAAAAAGAAGUCAUCUUGCAAAUGGCCUUUUAAACUCAGAACUUUUAAGCCCUUAUUUAUUUCCACAAGCACGGUGCCUGACUGCAUUACUGUCUUGUUUAUAUUCUCGUUUCUAAGUAUAAAAAAAACUACAUAAAGUCAUCUGCUAAGACAUGGAAGUACAGAAAACACAUGUUAACUCCCAACAAUGUCAAACAGCAAAAAUUGUAAAAUACUAAAAAAAAAAAAAUGGUUUAAUUUUAAUGGCGUCUCCUUAAUUAUUUCUACCCGUGAAGAUUUAGAGGUGACAAUGAUGAUUAACGACGAUGUUAAUAAUAGAUAAUAAUUACAGCUGAACCUCUCUUAACGGCCACCUUGGGGACAGACGAAAGUGGCCGUUGUAAAGAGGUUUUAAACAAGAGUCAAUGUAAGGAUUUUUUUGCUCGCCGGGACGAAAGAAGUGGCCGUUGUAGUGAGGUGGCCUUUAGCGCAGGCUCGACUGUACUGAAUCAGUAUGGCUACAGGAAUUUGGCCGUUGGAUUCCUCACCCUACAUGUAUGUACGGUAGUCGAAUCUAAUCUUUUAAAUUCUGAUUUCAGAAAAAUCGUUCCGGAUUCAAAAGCAAAAAUAUCCGAUAUUACGGAAUCUGUUUUACCCUACGUGGACCAAGAUUCCUGUUAGAUUUAAAGUUAGAAGUAACUGAGUUGCUGCCAAUAGCUAUCUCGUUUGGCAUGUUUUUAGCUUGAAGAAAAGUAACAUCCUUAACCCUCGGGUGGAUGGUUCCCCCCCCCCCCCCCCCAUCUGAAUACUUUUUUUCCCCCCGGGGAACAAAGUUGUUUUUUAAUUAAAAAUUGAAAUUAAUUUGGUUGUCACAAAAAGUCUUUUCUUUUUGGAUUUUUUUUGUUUAAAAAAAAAAAAAACCCUUUACCCCCGGGGGGGGGGUCCCCCCCCCCCCCCCCAGAGAUUUUGAAAUGUUGCAGUAUUCCGAAACGAUUUUAGUAAACGAUAUACGAUUUUACCUUCAACAAGAUGAGGUAUAUUUUAUGGGUGGUGGCGCUGCUAGAGGCCUGUGACGUCACCGAAAAUGGUCGCCAUUUUCGAUUUUACCAAGAAUUAGAAAUUAGGUAAAACCCGCGGGUGAAAUGGUGAUUUUUUGUGCUUGAUAUGAAAAAUAACACAUAAAUAAGCACUUUGCAUUUAGCCACAAGAUUUACUUUAUAGUUGAAAGAAGUUGACAAAACAUGUAUUUUCACUCAAAAAUGGCUUGACCACCUGCUACUUAUGACGUCACAUAUCGUAACCGUAGAAACUGACCAUCACUGAAUCUGACUCAAAAUGCGCGCGAGGGACAAAGAAAAAGCUACCGAAAACGUCAGGUGCUGAUGUUUUGUCCCCCCAUGUACUUCCGAGGGUUAAUAUACAGCGUUUUUCAUAAUCAUGUAUCAUUCCUUUCCUAUAACUUGUUUACAGGGAGCACUACCAGACAACCUGAUCCGACUUCUCCCCCUCAGCCACACCCUGAUGGUACGAAUGUGUUGCACGUACUUCAUAUCAUUUAACUGUUUUACCCUAAUUUAGCAGAAGGGGACACAUAGAAAAUCAAGUGUAUGCUCUAUGUUGAUUAUUCAUGACAGAUAUGUUGAUAUCUAAAGAACUGAUACAACUGGGUACUUCAGUAAAGUACUUUUAGAAGAGCGUUUUCACUCACUUGACACAUCUAUGCAAAUUUAUUGGAACAAUAGAAAGCGUUUACAUAAGGAAAAAAUAGGUCAUUUCCGAGUUACUUCAAGCCAUUGUUUGAAAGCGAGGCUAAGUGAGAAGCCACUGUUUUGGAAACGAUCUUUAUUAUUAUGCAAAUAAAAGUCAUUUUCACAAUAAAAGUUGUGCACUUGGCCUCGUUUUGCAAAAGAGUCAGGUUUUUGAACUCGGAAAUGGCCUAUUAAACUCACGUAGUAUUGGUUUGGAACACAAACAUGGCCGCGGUUUCAUUGUUUUGGAACACCAAUAUGGCCGCCUUGAGAUCAUGUGAAAACGCUCUAUCGGUAAGGGGUAAAGCCUUUCUUAAAUUUCAAAAUUCCUGAAACUAUAAUAGCCCACGAUCAAUUUUUUGAGAUUCUAACACAACUCGGAGAUUUUAAGUUCAAAAUUGCAAAUUUUUCCCGACUCUGUUGUCUCGCAAUUUCCAGAAGAGGCUUAAAAGCACAGAGAAAACGUUAACUAAUUAAAAUUAAAUAUGUAAAUAUUGCCAGAAAGCCUCGGAGUCAUGUUAGAAUUCUAAUAUAUCGAACGUGGGCUAUUAAUUAUAAAUGAUUACGGAGUGUGAAUGACCGAUCUCUAUCCAUGCUCACUCUUAGCAAGCUGGUACGGGGGAAUUUUCGUUCGAAUUUGCCCCGUGUCCUUAGAUCCGAUCAUUCAACGAUGGUUGCAGCACAAACUUAACACAUCUGUAUAAAGAGUGUGUUUUUCUAAGUCGAUCGCAAUGACUGAAUUCUAGUUUCUAGCUGACGCUAUUACGAUGAAUGUUCCAACUUUUCAGAUGUUGCUGCAUAACUUAAAAGAGCUAAAUGGUGUUCACAAUUUUACUACACUAACCUGACAAGGCGGACUAGGAAAAUCGGUGAUGACUCAGAGAAAACUGUCUUAAGAAUUAUUGCCUAUGCCCUCUGGCUAUAAAACACGCAAAUAUUAUUACUGUGCUGUGCUCUAAGAAAAAAUUGAAGGGAUCCCACAGCUCUGAGCCUAUGAAAUCUAGGGUUACCAACGUACGAUUAAAAACAACAACAACAUCAACAACAACCUGAGAUUUUUUAGUUGCUUAAAAGAAAAAGUAAGGUUCCAUGGGCCUUUGGGCAAUGUCAGAGCAUAGCCCUCCCUAUAAUACUGGACCGAGUCAAUUAACUUCUAUUCCAUCCUAACACUCGAUUCAGGUCCUGAUGACUGCACCUUUGAGACCGUUGACUUAUGUGGAUUUACUAAUGUCGAUGGCGAUGAUUUCGAUUGGACGCAAAGAAUGGGUAAAACACCGAGCAGCAGAACUGGGCCAGAUAUGGACCACACAACCAAGCGCUUCGGUGAGUAUCAGUACAACUGGGGCGGACAGUGGUACUUUUUAUACCUUUCUUGGACCCAUCCAGAUAAAUUGAAAACAAAAUGCUGUUUUCUAUACACACGAGUUCACCAGAUUCAUUGAACUUGAUAUUGAAAACGAACUCCACCUCGGAACGACUUCGACGCGCGUGCACAUUACUUGAUCCCGCGCUAGGCAGCGCUGCAUGUUUAUGGCAAAUUUGGGGUGUUUUAAUGUUGCGAAAACUAAACUUUCCUUGGCGUCUUUUCAAACGUUUUGUACUACGCCAUUUAGCGACUGCACCCAUCCGAAAUACCAACGUUUAUGGCCUACUUUGUAUACUACAUGGUAUUAACUCACUUUGACUCUAAAGAUGACUACCGCACUGGUUAUCAAAACGUCAGUCACUGUCAACAACAGUACUAGUCCUAUUCAGGAUUACGUUCACCGGGACGAUCAUGCUCAACCUACUUAUGAAAUGACUCCUGGGUUCAAACCGUUCACAGAGUAUUAAGGAAUAAAAAUAUGUUUUUUAAAUCAUCCAAGUAACAUGUCGAAACAUCUGACAAUAUUGUGACAUGUGACUCUUGCUAGGUUAUUUUAUGUACAUCGAAACUUCGAGGCCACGUAUUAAGGGUGACACUGCCACACUACAAAGCAAGCUAUACCCCAGAACAACGUAUGGGCGUUGCCUUCAUUUUUAUUACCAUAUGUAUGGAGAGGACAUGGGUACACUUAAAGUGAUUCAGUCAUUCCUUGCGGGCGAUGUUGACAAGGUCCUUUUUGAGAAAAGCAGUGAUCAAGGAGACCAGUGGAUUUUGGCCAGAGUUCAGGUUAAAGCUUCAGCGUCGCCAUACAGGGUUAGUAUAUACAGACUCUGGGCAUCGAAAGGGGCGAGAGGCAACUGA